This is a messenger RNA of Pseudozyma hubeiensis SY62, 3738 nucleotides long. RefSeq lists its product as hypothetical. The record is from RefSeq and is a predicted model, not a curated record. The transcript has a single exon. Gene Ontology annotation, molecular function: lipid binding. NCBI's taxonomy places the organism in Eukaryota, Fungi, Basidiomycota, Ustilaginomycetes, Ustilaginales, Ustilaginaceae. Bases 1 to 3738 code for a protein of 1245 amino acids.
AUGACAACGUCGCCUAGCGGUAUUCACCACAGGCAUCGCGACUAUUACUCGGAGAACUCGCCCAUCCCUUCCAUCCAGCGCUUCUUCAAGAAGGGUCUCUCAGAAGUCAUUGCCAAGCGCAACAGCAUCGAUUCCGACUCUGAGCAAGAGGACGCCGAUCAUCUGGCGGGGGUAGGAGGACAACCUUCGGACCAGCUCGACGGUCAAACAGCUCGUGCUGACCAAGGUCAAGGGGACCAGAACAGGUCGAAGAAGAAGCGCUUCUCUGAUCUAUUCUCGUCUUCAUCGAGCCAGGCCAAGGACAUUCAAUCUCAAGAUAGCAAUAGAGCCGAUGCUUCGGACGACGACAGCAACGCAGAAGAGGCAUAUCAACAUCCUGACAAGGCAGACAAGGCGUACAAACGAAGUCGUAGACCCCGCAACGUAAGAGACCCUGUCACCGGACGCAACACCUGGGUCCAUGAUGUCGGCAAGCGCGAAUACCGUCAGACGCUAGCACGAGCCGAAGCUGGUGACAAGCGCGGCUCACAAGAGGUGCUUCGCUCCAACCUCGACAGCAACGUGACUUCCACGGCAUUCCCUCCCUCACCGCCGUUGCCUUCUUCCGUUCAUCGGAUAGAUCCCCGUCUUGUCCUGCUUUUCGGCUUCUGGUCUCUACUCACAGUGCUGAGACUUGUUCCUGGGUGGAUCAGUGUAUUGCUGAAUGCCUGGCUACUGUGGUUCGGAUGGAGAGUGUUUCUGUCGCAGUCCGAGGAUCAAAGGUGGGAUAGAGAACGACGCCGAGGCGAGAAAGCUCGAUUGUUCGACGAGUCCGAGGACACUGAAGGCGAUCUUGCAGCGAGUCGAGGCAUUACCGAAGGAGCAGAAUGGUUCAAUGGCAUCCUGGAAGCGCUUUGGAGUGUUAUGAAUCCAGAGCUUUUCUCGUCGCUAGGAGGCACACUCGAGGAUGUCAUGCAGGCCUCGAUACCUUCAUUCAUCCAUUCCGUCAAGGUAGAGGACCUCGCACAAGGAUCGACUCCCAUACGCAUCACGGGUCUCAGGAUUCUUUCAGACGCUCAUGCUGGUAGUCUGGCAAGCGACAUGAGGAGAGAGAAGGGUCGACGACGUACAAAGCACGACCGAACAGACGAUCAGCCUGCCCAGGACGAGCACGAGCAGCAAAAGGCUGAAAACAAGACAGGUGAUGACGACACCGACGACAGAGGCGAAUACUACGUCAACCUCGAACUUGGCUUUGUUUAUCGAGCUCGUCCUACAUCUCACGGCGUCGGAGGCAAGAGUCGCAAUGCUCAUCUCCUCAUCAAGUUCUGGAUCGGCGCACGCAAACUGUUGAUGCUUCCUUUGCCGGUCUGGGUCGAGAUCAAAGGCUUCGUGGGCAAAGUGCGUGCGCGCGUCCAGCUCACUUCGGACCCUCCCUUCAUCAAGCAUGUCACAUUUACCUUUUGCGGACUGCCUCGAGUGGGCAUCGAGGUGGUGCCGCUGCGUAUCAACACUGCCAACAUACCGUUCAUAUCGAGCUUUAUUGAGAGCUCGAUCGAUGCGGCUGUUGGUGAAUUUGUCAUGCCCUCGUCGCUCACUCUGGACGUGGGCGAGAUGCUGAUGGGCGACAACAUCAAACGCGAAGUCUUGACUGUCGGCGUUGUGGUGGUGCGCAUUCAUUCGGCCACCGACCUAGAAAAGCAAGACGUUCGAGGCUCAUCGGAUCCCUACUGCACACUCAGCCUCGCCAAGGUGGGCAAGAUUCUGUACAGCACAAGGGUGGUGCUCAACGAGCUUUCUCCGCGGUGGGAGGAGCGACACGUGAUCCUGGUGACAAGGGAGCAUCUGGAUUCGGAUGACAAGGUUUCGAUCGCGCUGUGGGACUCGGAUCGCUUCUCGCAAGAUGACAUGCUCGGUCGUGCCGAAGUGGAUCUGGUUGCUCUGGCAAGGCAUCCGAACAAGCUCUUCGGGCGGUCUGAUACGCUCAACGGACUGGACAGGGAGAGAACCAAGCAGGGCAAUAUUCAUUGGAGUUUGGGAUUCUUCACCAAGGCACCGUCGAUGCGCGAUGGAUCGCCGCCCAACUCUGUGCAACGCAAGGAGAGCAUCGACGACGAGGCAGAGCACGAUGGAGGCGAGAUGGAAGACAGGUCUAUCGAGACCAGCAGCCCACUCUCGCAAGACGUGGUGGAUCGGGAGAAGAAUACACAGACGCGCAACCAGACGACUGCGGUGGAUUUCGAGCCUCCCGAUCCUAGCCUGCCGUCAGGCAUCUUGUCAAUGCAGAUUCACCACAUUGCAAACCUGGAGGUGGCAGAUGGUCACACUUCUAUGCGAUCGCGCAAGAAGGACGAGCCGGGACAGGAUGUCGAGAAUGUCGAGACAGAAGACGACCCGGAUCGCGCGCCUUCGGCGUACUGUCGCAUCAUCUUGAACGACGAAGUGAUCUUCCAGACGCGGACCAAAGCUCUGAACGCGAACCCGUUCUACAAUGCAGGAACGGAACGAUUCGUUCGCGACUGGCGAAGGACGUUGAUCAUGGUGGUCGUGUACGACUUCCGAGUACGCGAGGCUGAUGCCAUCCUGGGUGUUGUGCCGAUCAAAUUGUCGGAUUUGUUCAAGGAAAGCUCGCAAGUGACGCGGUUCUUCCCGUUGGCCGGUGGGGUGGGUCACGGCCGCAUUCGGCUGUCCUUGCUCUUUCGUCCGGUCGAGCGCACCAGUCGGGAGCCAAAAAGACUGGGAUGGAACAUUGGCACUGUCCGGCUGCUGUCGUCUCCUGUGGCGACCGACUUUGACGAAAGCAAGGGCGCGAGCGGGCACGAUUUGCACUUGGUUGCGCUGCGGGCUGCGACGCUGGCGGGCAGCGCCAAGAUCGCCGCGAGCAGAGCGCGAUAUGUCGACAGAGGGUCGAAGGCAGCUGUUGAGUGGAGAUUGGACGACAGAGAGCUGCCGUUCAAGGUGCCUGCACGCCGAAGGUAUUCUGCACCUUACGUGAUCGAGUUCCGCGCACUCUCAGCGCUUGGUAAGCGCAAGACAACACACAUGUGUAUCGUCUGGCAGCAAGACUUGUGCGAUGACGAGGUGGUCGACGUUCAACUGCCCAUCUGGCGGCCCAAGCCGGGGCAUGACUUUCACCGCUUGCGUCAGAACUACCACGACUAUCGCAACGAAGGCGAAACCGAGCAGUUGGGAGUGGAGAGAAUUGGGUACCUGCACGUCAAGAUGCAGUUCAAGUCUGGGUUGGGCAAGAUUCACACGCAAUUCGACAACAACCCAGGGGCCAAGUCGGUGAUGGAUGCAUGGCGGUGUUGUGUUGCGUUGGGGUUGAGGAGCGUCAGUGGAGACUUUGCCAACUCGAGGACGAAUACGGCUGGAUACCUGGAGGACAUGGACGAAGCCGAGCACGUCGAGCCUGGGGAGGGGAGUGACGAUUCUGAUACCAGCGACGAAGAUGAGAGAGCAGCCGAAACACGCAGGAAGGAAGGGUCCCUGGGCGAUUCUGAAGACCAAGAAGACGCCGAGGAUGCGGGGGAGAACGAAGGGGCAGGGUUGCAGCGCAGUCGCUCACUUAAGCAAAAGUACAGCGACUGGAAAGCGGAAAAGGAGGAACUGCAUCGUCAGCACAAGGGCAUCAAGCAGUUCAAGCCUGUCAGGACGGUGUCGUGGUUGGGUCAGACGGCGAAAAGUGCAGGAGCGGGUCUGAAGGACCGUUUUGAUCUGCAGGACAGGCGAUCGCAACAUGUCGAGACUGAGCUGUGA